AUGGCGUUAUCACUAGUUUUGCUUUGGUAUUGCAUUUUUCUUAUUAAUAAUUCACAAGGUUCAGAGAUCCAGUGUCCUAAAACUUGUGAUUGUCAGUUUGCUUCUAAAAUACAAUGCACAAAUCCUAUAUUGACCACGUUUCCAACCUCAGGAGCAGUUUUAUCUACUGUUAGGCAACUAGUGAUUAUGGGAACAAAGAUUCGAUCUGUCGGAAAAGAUAAUCUCUUUAAUUAUCCAAAUUUAACACUGCUAAACUUAAAGAACAAUAAAAUUGAAGACAUUCAAGAUGGGGCCCUUGCAGGAUUGCAUAAUUUAAAAACACUACAUUUGGGAUAUAACAGGAUAAAAAAUAUUAUAGAUGACGUUUUUGCCAGAUUACAUAGCUUGGAAUCACUGUACCUGUAUAACAAUAAGAUAGAGAAGAUCUCAGAUGGAGUUUUUGCAAGCUUGCACAGCCUGCAAAAACUGUCUUUGCAGUACAAUACGCUACACGAUAUAACUUCUCCGAGAAUAUUUCAAGGAUUACCAAGUUUAAAAGACCUGUACCUGCACAAUAAUAAGAUUGAUAGGAUUGCGGACGGAGUUUUUGCAAGUUUGCAUAACCUACAAGGGCUGUAUUUACAGAAAAACAGGAUAGAAAAAAUUGGAGAUGAGGUUUUCAUAAACUUAUAUAAUGUAGAGAAACUAGAAUUAGAAGAAAACAUAUUGGAUGGUAUGAAUUCUUCUGGAAUUUUCAAAGGAUUGUCAAACCUAAAAAGUUUGAGGUUAUCAAAAAAUGGGAUUCGUCAUAUAGAUGACAUUCAUAUUAGUGAUUUAAGUAACUUGCAGCAGUUAUCACUAUCACGGAACAGAAUUAGCGAAUUGCCUGCCGGAGCAUUUAAAAGCAUGACCAAGUUACGGACAUUAUGGUUAUAUGCAAACUCAAUUAAUAUUAUUAACCAAGAAGCAUGGAAUAAUUCUCUAGAAUUACGUCUGAUAGAUUUGUCCCAUAACGAUGUCACGAAUAUCAACGAAUCCGGUUUAUCACAAUUUAAAUACUUGAAAACAUUGUACCUAUUUGACAAUAAAAUAAGGGUCAUCCUUCCGGAAGCUUUUGCUAAUCUAAAUAAGUUAGCUGUCGUGCUUAUUCCAGAUAAUUUUGUCUUCAACAUUACUGCAGCCACUUUUGAAGGCUCUUAUAAUCUUAGUACCAUAAAAUUAUCUGGAAAUAGUGUCCGGCAGAUUUCUGGCAGUUCAUUCUCUAAUUUAACUAAUUUAAAAAAGCUGGAGCUUACAAUUUGCUCCGUUUCUGAACUUGGGACUGAUAUUUUCUCUAGCACAUCUAAACUUGAGCAAUUGGACCUUAGUAGCUGUAAAAUUUCGGUGGUUUCCUCUUGGGCUUUCUCUAAUUGCACUAACCUAAAAAUGUUAAAUUUAUCAGCUACAUUAAUACAAACCUUACCACCGUAUUUAUUCGGAUUUAACACGCAAAAUAAUAUUGAGGAAAUAACGCUAUGUACAAAUUUUAUUCGAUACCUUCACCCUGAUACUUUCAAAUCGCUGAUAAAGCUGGAAGAAUUGAAUCUCAAUCAGAACAAAGUUAAAUAUCUCCACGAUUUUGAAUUCGCUAAUGUCGGAUGCUUAAAAGAGCUGUAUUUAACAUCUAAUGAAAUCAAAUUAAUGGGCAAGAAAGCAUUUCAGGGUCUGAGAAAGCUAACACGAUUGCAUAUCAAUAACAAUUACUUAAUUUCGCUCAAUCGGACUGUUUUCGCCGGAUUAUAUAACCUCACUUAUCUAUUUUUAAGGUCGAAUAAAAUCAAACAUAUCCAAGCCGAUUCAUUUUCUGGCUUGGAUCAUAUACAAGAGAUAUUGCUCAAUGGAAAUCCUCUAUAUUUUGUAACCGAUCUACCCUUAGGCAGCUUUAAAGUUCUUCAUCACUUGGAUUUAUCCAAUAAUUUAAUGACCGAACUCAAUAUUCCUAAGAGCUUUCAAUGUUUACACCAUAUCAAUAUUUCUCAUAAUAAAUUUGUCGACAUUACAAGCAUACAUCUAAAUAAUGUUUCCUGCGUCUCAUCUCUGUAA
This is a messenger RNA of Trichoplax adhaerens, 2061 nucleotides long. RefSeq lists its product as uncharacterized. Gene Ontology annotation, cellular component: extracellular matrix. Gene Ontology annotation, molecular function: protein binding. The transcript has 28 exons. Lineage: Eukaryota; Metazoa; Placozoa; Uniplacotomia; Trichoplacea; Trichoplacidae. The record is from RefSeq and is a predicted model, not a curated record. The coding region runs from base 1 to 2061 and encodes 686 amino acids.